Tilletiopsis washingtonensis is the source of this 1180-nucleotide messenger RNA. Its product is annotated as S-adenosyl-L-methionine-dependent methyltransferase. The transcript has 5 exons. NCBI's taxonomy places the organism in Eukaryota, Fungi, Basidiomycota, Exobasidiomycetes, Entylomatales. The record is from RefSeq and is a predicted model, not a curated record. Gene Ontology annotation, molecular function: S-adenosylmethionine-dependent methyltransferase activity. The coding region runs from base 190 to 1011 and encodes 273 amino acids.
GGCGAGAUCGCACUCGGACUGAAGGCGCGCCUGGCGGGAGCAAGGGCACCGCCGCGGCGCGCCGUUGCCCGCUGGAGAUACCGCGGCUCCCCGCACUCGCUCGGCUUGGCCUCACGAGCGCGACCCAAACGCGCGAGCCUUUCCUCCCGUCCACAUCCACAACCGGCCCUCGCUCUUCACGACUCUUGCAUGCUCCUUGCUGCACACGCGAGCAUCAAAUCAGCCAUUCGAACGGGCCUCCGCUCCACCGCUACCUCGCGCGUCAUGUCCUCUGGCGCCUCCACGUCCGCCUCGCUGCCGCCGGGCGUCGAGAAACUGCGCUCGCUGCUCAACGGCGCGCACUCGUCGCAGAGCUGGGACGCCGCCUGGAAGGCGGGUUUGACGCCGUGGGACAAGGGCGCCGCGCAGCCCGCGCUUGUAGCAACGCUCGACGAUGAGCAGCUUGGCGCCCUGCUGCCGCGCUCCGGCCGCGCUGCAGUGCCGGGCAUGGGAAGGGGCUUCGAUGCCGAGCUGCUGGCGCGCCGUGGCCUGCAUGUGACCGGUGUGGACAUCAGCGAGACGGCCGUCGAGGAAGCACGCAAGUGGCUCGAUGCGCAGCCGUCAGACGCCGCACACGAGCGCAUCACGCUGCGCGCCGCCGACUGGUUCGCAAUGCAGCCGGUCGCCGAUGACGCCGAAGAGGGGCCCACAACCUCGAGUCGCUUCGACCUGUGCUACGACUACACGUUCUUCUGCGCACUGCCGUCGACGCUGCACGACAAGUGGGCGCAGGCCUACACACGCCUGAUCAAGCCGGGCGGCAAGCUGCUGGCGCUCGUGUAUCCGAUCCAGGGAGACCGGCCAGGCGGACCACCCUACUCGGUCGACCCGGAGCGCUACAAGCAGCUGCUCUCGCCCGCCUUUGAGCUGGAGCACCAGGCGCCGCCGCUCGUGCGCGGCCAGGACCGCGAGGAGGGUCUCGAGCAGAUCAUGAUCUGGCGGCGCAAGGCCGACACGCCGUCAGCGCUGUGAACUAUGGUUGUUGUGACGGCGAGAUCUGGUGAAGGUAGGGUGACGCGUGUGCGGGAACGAAGACGUGACGUGUGUACAGAACGUGGUGAGAGGUAUGAGAGCGGAUGCAGGUUCACGGGCGGUGUCGCUCAGUCUUCUGCCGGUGAGGCUCUGCCCUUCUUGCUUCCCU